AUGGCGAACAACACUCUCGGCGUAUACGAGACCUUCUCCUCACACCUGACCACUCUGCUAUCACUCUGCCCACCGCACUUUAUCUACGUGUACGACCCUGAAAACCCCAAGAUCGCGUCUUCCGUCAUCCGCUCAGUGCUCUCCCAGCUCUCAGAGGAUCCUUCAUUGUCUCUGCGCUAUGCAUCCAUAGACGCCAUCUCGUGUUUCACCCAACGUCUGCUAUUCGAUACUGUGCUUAACUCGCUUGCCGGCUGGACACCGACUUGGGAGGAUGGAUGUGAAAACUGGUCUGGCGACGGCAUGCGAUACAACGAGAACAUAGACACAUUCUUGCACGGAUUGAGAGCAGUUCAAUCCUCGCUUCAGAGGGAGAACAGAGCAUCCCCUGAUAGUACGAGAAAAGGAAAGGGGAAGGUGACUGCAGAAGCUGAGCCUUGCCGAUUGGUUGUCAUGGUUGAACGUGCAGAACGUCUGAGGGACAACCUCUCGGAUUUAUUAAUUCCUCUGACACGCCUAGCUGAGCUGGCACGAUUGGACGUCGUUACCAUUCUCCUUUCGGAUGCUCCUUGGGAGGAUAUUCGCCCAACACUCGGCGCGUCUCCAGAGCCAUAUUAUAUGAACGCCCCGCUAAUAUCGAAACAAGCUACUCUCGAAAUGCUUACAUCUUUCUUUCCGUCCUCAAAUCCGUCCUGCUUGUACAUUGAUCCGGACGCAUACAACCCUGUUCUUAAGCCGCUUUAUAGCCACUUUAUUGCGACACUCUAUAGCAUCUGUGCCCCUUUCACUCGAGAUCCCUACGAGCUUGCAUACAUCGCGGCGUCUCGCUGGCCCGGCUUUGUCCAGCCCGUACUUGAUGCUCACAGGCAGCGUUUGCGAGCAUCUGAAGCCCGCGCCACGAGCAAUGCUGACGAGACAGGAUCUGAUAGCGAGGAAGAGAUGCUGGUUGAGAGUGAGCUCGAACCAGUCCUGGCACCGCCGGCGGAGGACGUCCGGAUCAGGCUCAUACGCCUCUUCACGCCUUCGUUCACUGCCGCCCUCGAGGCACUCUAUCCGCGCAUGGACAAUGCUGCUGACUGGGCGAAAGCGCACAUGCCACCCCCGAACCUUCUCGCAAUUCCCCCAAUGCAAGUACCCCGCGAAUUUAACAGCACCGAAGUGACUGGUCUGCAAGACUCUUCUGCGCUGUGUGUCGAGGCGCUUCCCAGGCUGGCGAAAUUCGUGCUCGUCGCGGCAUUUUUGGCGAGUACGAACCCACCGAAGAGCGACCUACGAAUGUUCGGUCGUGGUCGAGAUGAGCGCGCAAAACGCCCACGGAGAAAGGGCGGGAGCCCCAGGAAACCAAAGGCGGGAAGCACUGCAGGUGGCGUGAAGAUACCGCAGAGGCUCUUAGGUCCUACGCCUUUCACCCUCGACAGGAUGAUCGCAAUUCUGGGGGUGCUGCUUGAGGAAAAUGACGUGGAGACACGCCCGGCGGCUCCGCAGUAUUCCCAGCCUGGCGAGUACACCGACAUGGAGAUCUCGCGUGUGGCUCUAUACGCUCAGGUCAUGGAGUUGGCUUCGAUGCGUCUCCUGAUCCGCACUUCCCCUGCGGACAAAUUGGACACAACGCCCACGUUCAAAUGUGGGAUUUCUUAUGCUGUAGCACUUCGAGUGGCGAAGGACAUAGAAAUUAUACUAAAUGACCUCAUGUGGGAGCCUGCGUGA
This is a messenger RNA of Fibroporia radiculosa, 1704 nucleotides long. RefSeq lists its product as uncharacterized. Gene Ontology annotation, molecular function: DNA replication origin binding. Gene Ontology annotation, biological process: DNA replication initiation; DNA replication. NCBI's taxonomy places the organism in Eukaryota, Fungi, Basidiomycota, Agaricomycetes, Polyporales, Fibroporiaceae. The coding region runs from base 1 to 1704 and encodes 567 amino acids. The record is from RefSeq and is a predicted model, not a curated record. Gene Ontology annotation, cellular component: nucleus; nuclear origin of replication recognition complex. The transcript has 5 exons.